AUGGCGGAGGCAUUAUCAUCAACCUUUGAUUCCAGUUGGGCAUGGCUCCCAAGCGACGUUCUAGAUUUUAUACUAGAUAAGUUGAUACCAAUCUAUGAAGAUGUCACCCGAAGAGCACUCAUUUUGGAUACUCUUCAAGUUAGGAUCGUUAAUGUAAUGUCACAAUCAAGCAUGUAUGAAGGUAAUGACAUAGGAGAAGAAAAAGUUGAUGACAAAGAAAUAGAUGAAGACAAAAUAGAUGAAGAAGAAUUGGAUGAAGGAUUUUAUGAAACCAAUAAUAUUUUAGUUAUGGCAAUUUACGCAGUAAUACAUGUGCUAAAUCAGUUUCUGAUUAUGAUGGAUGGAGAACAAAUUGAGCCUCCACUAACUCAACGACGAAUUAUUAGCAUUGGAUAUGAGUAUAUACAUCAAGGAUUGAAUGAUGAUCCUGCAAUCUUGAAUUCAAUAGCAUCUGAUUAUGGCCAAACCAGGACCGAUUGUGCCCCCUAA
This is a messenger RNA of Prunus armeniaca (apricot), 489 nucleotides long. The record is from the annotation of a GenBank genome assembly. Lineage: Eukaryota; Viridiplantae; Streptophyta; Magnoliopsida; Rosales; Rosaceae.